AAAUAGCUUACUGAAAAGUCGAUUUCUCAGCUCACAGCUCAGUUCAUGUUAGGCACUAAGGCCUACAGUGCAACGCCAGAACUCAGUAGCCCCAAACGGGCAAAGAAACGUGCACAAUUCAAUUCAGUCAGUAAGACAUAUAGUGAUUCUCAUCCGGUUUAUACUGGUCAAUCCAGACGCCACCGUUUGCUCUGUUAGGCUUUUAGGCUUGUUUCGCUCUAAUAAAAAAGAAGUCCUCUCUCUCUCUCUCUCUCUCUCUCUCUCUCUCUAGAUUCCUUACUUCCUCGCCUGCAGGUCUCCUUCUGAAACCUCCGAUAACUAAAGCUGCAAACCUCCUAAACAUGGCGGCCUCUGCUCAGUGGCAGCCCGCCGAAGAAGGUCUCAGAGAGAUCUGCCACUUACUCGAACAGCAAAUUUCUCCUUCCCCUGAUCGCCCCCAGAUUUGGUUGCAGCUCCAGCAAUACAGUCAGCACCCCGAUUUCAAUAAGUAUCUUGCCUUCAUCUUUGCCCGUGCGGAGGGUACACCAGUGGAAAUUCGACAAGCAGCUGGUUUGCUUUUGAAAAAUAAUUUGAGAACUGCUUUCAAAUCCAUGGAGCCUUCAAAUCAGCAAUACAUAAAAUCAGAAUUAUUACCUUGCUUAGGAGCAGCAGAUAGGCACAUCAGGUCUACAGUUGGAACAAUUAUAAGUGUCAUUGUUCAACAAGGGCGGAUAUUAGGUUGGCCAGACCUCUUGCAAGCCCUCUUACAGUGUUUAGAGAGCAAUGACUUAAAUCAUAUGGAAGGUGCUAUGGAUGCUUUGUACAAGAUUUGUGAAGACAUCCCUCAAGAGCUUGAUUCAGAUGUACCUGGAUUAGCUGAACGCCCCAUCAAUAUAUUCUUGCCCAGAUUGUUCCAGUUUUUCCAAUCCCCACAUGCCUCACUCAGAAAGCUUUCCUUGGGUUCUGUGAAUCAGUUCAUUAUGUUGAUGCUGAAGGGUUUAUCUCGAUCAAUGGAUCAGUACCUCCAAGGUUUGUUUGUUCUUGCUCUUGAUCCUUCUGCGGAGGUGAGAAAAUUGGUUUGUGCUGCCUUUGUUCAGCUAAUUGAAGUUCGUCCAGCUUUCCUAGAGCCCCACUUGAGAAAUGUUAUCGAAUAUAUGUUGCAAGCCAACAAGGAUGAUGAUGAUGAAGUUGCACUUGAAGCUUGUGAAUUUUGGUCAGCAUACUGCGAUGCUCAAUUCCAGACAGAAUGCUUAGGAGAGUUUCUACCACGUCUAAUUCCAGUUCUGUUGUCAAACAUGGUUUAUGCUGAUGAUGAUGAAUCACUGGUUGAUGCGGAAGAAGAUGAGUCUUUCCCUGAUAGAGAUCAGGAUCUGAAGCCUCGUUUUCAUUCAUCAAGAUUUCAUGGGGCAGAUAACAUGGAGGAUGAUGAUGAUGACAUUGUCAACAUUUGGAAUCUGAGGAAAUGCAGUGCAGCUGCCCUAGAUAUCCUUUCAAACGUGUUUGGAGAUGAGAUUCUUCCAACACUGAUGCCUCUUGUUCAGGCUAAGCUAGCUACUGCAGAUGACAACACCUGGAAGGAUAGGGAAGCUGCUGUUCUAGCUAUUGGUGCCAUAGCUGAGGGUUGCAUUAAUGGUCUUUACCCUCAUUUAUCUGAGAUGGUGGUAUUUCUCAUUCCUCUUUUGGAUGAUAAAUUUCCUCUCAUACGUAGCAUCACAUGUUGGACACUCUCUCGAUAUAGUAAAUUUGUUGUUCAGGGUAUUGGCCAUCAAAAAGGCCAUGAACAAUUUGAGAAAGUUCUUAUGGGUCUUCUGCGAAGAGUAUUAGACACUAAUAAGCGGGUCCAAGAAGCUGCUUGUUCAGCGUUUGCUACACUUGAAGAGGAGGCAGCCAAAGAGUUAGUACCACGCUUGGAGGUUAUUCUGCAGCACCUCUUGUGUGCUUUUGGAAAAUAUCAGAAACGGAACCUUCGGAUGGUAUAUGAUGCUAUUGGUACAUUGGCAGAUGCUGUUGGAGGGGAACUCAAUCAGCCAAGGUAUCUUGAUAUUUUGAUGCCUCCAUUAAUCUCGAAGUGGCAGCAACUUUCAAAUUCGGACAAAGAUCUUUUUCCAUUGCUUGAGUGCUUUACAUCCAUUGCACAGGCACUAGGUCCCGGAUUCUCUCAGUUUGCUGAACCUGUAUUUCAGAGGUGCAUAAACCUCAUCCAGACUCAACAACUGGCAAAGGUUGAUCCUUUGUCAGCUGGGGUUCAAUAUGAUAAAGAGUUCAUUGUUUGUUCUUUGGACUUGCUUUCAGGGCUUGCAGAAGGUCUUGGGAGUGGGAUAGAGAGUUUGGUUGCGCAAAGCAACUUAAGGGACCUGCUUCUUCAAUGCUGCAUGGAUGAUGCUUCUGAUGUUCGUCAAAGUUCCCUUGCUCUUCUUGGGGACCUUACAAGGGUUUGUCCUGUUCAUUUGCGUCCUCGUUUGCCAGAAUUUCUUAAUGUUGCAGCUGAUCAACUGCGUACUCAAGAGAUGAGAGAAUUUGUUUCAGUAGCAAAUAAUGCUUGUUGGGCAAUUGGAGAAUUAGUAGUUAAGGUUCAGCAAGACAUAUCUCCUAUUGCAUUGAGAGUUGUUGAAUGCCUAGUUCCAAUUCUUAAAAAUGCAGAGGGUCUCAACAAAUCGCUUGUAGAAAAUAGUGCCAUUACUCUUGGUAGGCUUGCAUGGGUCUGUCCAGAUCUUGUUUCACCUCAUAUGGAUCACUUUAUGCAACCGUGGUGUACUGCUUUGUCCAUGAUACGAGAUGAUAUUGAGAAAGAGGAUGCUUUCCGUGGUUUAUGUGCUUUGGUUAGAGAAAAUCCAACCGGGGCUUUGAGUUCACUUGUUUAUAUGUGCAAAGCUAUUGCAAGUUGGCAUGAAAUAAGGAGUGAGGAUCUACACAAUGGAGUUUGUCAUGUGUUAAAUGGGUAUAAGCAGAUGCUCAGGAAUGGAGCGUGGGAACAGUGCAUGUCUUUAUUAGAGCCUCCAGUGAAGGACAAGUUGUCAAAAUAUCAAGUAUAAUGAUGUCCCAUCAAAAAGCGUUGUAUCACCAUGCUGGUAGUUGUCUCCAGCUUGCUUCUUCCUAGGUGUAUGUCUGUGUGAAGCCAUGAUUGGUUUGAGCAAAGGGUUUUCUCUUGUCUACAUUUAUCCAAGUGAAGUUACGCCUAGGAUGGAAGCCCAGAGUCUUAAGACUGGCCAUUCUAAAAGAGUGUUGAAUACAUGGGACAGAAGAAGCUAGUUUCAAAUUGGAUGGAAGUUGGAAGCAGGUCCGAAGGUGCGGUUUUUCAACUACAAAUAUGGUUUUGAAUUUUGAUAUAGGUGUCAUUCAACCCUUUUAAUUCAUUUACAGUUCAUCGUUGUCAUGUUUAUACGUCAGUGGUGAGUUUUUUUCCCCUUAAUUGUCUGUAAUUUCCAUUGAUUUUUCAAUUUUUUUUUUUUUUUGGGGGGGGGGGUACCAUAAGUUUCAUUUUUUUCCUUACUUUUGGGGAUUGUUAUUUUAAUUUAAAGAUGUAACAAUGUUUCUGUGUUUUCCACCAGCUUAUCGGCAUUAACCAGAUGGUCAGGUUGGUAUUCGUGGCCUUUGGAUUUCAUUAUUUGAUUGGAAGUACAUUUUAUUUCACUUUUAAAUCAGUUGAGUGUAAGCAGUUCCUGCUUUUGUUUGUGACAAUUAAUCUGUUUUAAUCAAGGUUCAAAAUAUCAGUAUCACAAAGUCACAGAGUGUAUUUAAUACUUGGAAAUGGAUUGAUGCACUUUAGAUGUGCAUGGAUAGUGGAAGAUUUGGAUACACUUGGAUGCAUGAAGGAAAUUCUCAUAUAUACAGACAAGAAACUUUAUAUGAA
Molecule: messenger RNA, 3829 nt
Organism: Nelumbo nucifera (sacred lotus)
Lineage: Eukaryota; Viridiplantae; Streptophyta; Magnoliopsida; Proteales; Nelumbonaceae
Product: transportin-1-like
Biological process (GO): protein import into nucleus
Molecular function (GO): small GTPase binding
Source: RefSeq, a predicted model, not a curated record